Aspergillus wentii DTO 134E9 is the source of this 423-nucleotide messenger RNA. RefSeq lists its product as uncharacterized. Lineage: Eukaryota; Fungi; Ascomycota; Eurotiomycetes; Eurotiales; Aspergillaceae. The transcript has 2 exons. Bases 1 to 423 code for a protein of 140 amino acids. The record is from RefSeq and is a predicted model, not a curated record.
AUGUUCACCAUGAAACAUGAUAUCAACGGCGAUGACAAUCUCCUAAGAGGAGAAGUGCUUGCAAUCAUCGCCGCAAUCGAGAGUCGAAUGUUGUUUCAAAGGUUCGACCAGCAUCUGACCAUUCCAGUCAUGAUCUUAUCUCAUGGGCCCCCAGCACGGCAGGAUCAUCCAGGCUUUCACAACGGCCAUAAUCUCAUUAUCCGCAAGGGCAAACUGCUAGAACUUGGUGACCCUGACACCAACCCUUUCGAUGUGUUUGUACGAUUCCUGGAAACGACCCAGUGGGAAAUACCAAACGCUCCCCAACGCUCCCAAGAGGCGAGUUCUCCAUCUUCACCGAGCCUGGUUGUGACUCCCCAGAUGCCGGUUAUGGGGCCCCGGAGUGCAUCUAUCGACCUGGAAGUCUCCGACUUCCCUUCGUGA